Messenger RNA from Petromyzon marinus (sea lamprey), 1095 nucleotides. The record is from RefSeq and is a predicted model, not a curated record. Lineage: Eukaryota; Metazoa; Chordata; Hyperoartia; Petromyzontiformes; Petromyzontidae.
UCUCUUUACUCAUCUCACAAAAGAGCCAUCCCAGCUGAAUCUCUCCAAUUUAUAUUGACAACAAAGCUCUAUGAUUUAGAUCUAGGGAGGUGUGUACAGUAGACGUGGUUACCUUGAGGCUGCUGUUUGAGCACCUAGGGGCACGGGUUCACAUUAGUGUUCAAUUUCCUUCUUGAGCAUCUCUAUAAGAGAGAGGCCCUGGUCCAGCAUUUAUCUGAGCCACAUAGCGAGCGAUCCCAGCAAAGCCCAUCGGUCAUGGCGAGCACAACUCCCAAUGAGAUUUUGGAGAGUGAGCUGUGCUGCUCCAUCUGCCAGGACACAUUUGUCUGCCCAUCCAUGCUGUACUGCGGACACUCGUUCUGCCUCUGGUGCCUGGAGGCCGCCUGGGAGACGGCGAGCAGUUUGAGCUGCCGGCAGUGCCGCGCGGCCUUCCCUGUGCGACCCCAGAUGAGUAGGGACAUGGUCCUCGUCAACCUGACGGAGCAGAUCAGAGUUCGAGACGGGAUGGCCACGGCCGUUGUGUGUGACAACUGCAGUGGUGGCCAGACUCCUGAAGUGAAGAGCUGCCUGAGACGUGAGAUGUCCUACUGUGCAAGUCAUUUGAUGCCUUACUUGGAGAAUCCCAGGUUGAGUGACCACCUCCUGAUGGUUCCCAUCACGAACCUGGAGGAGUGAUGGUGCCAGGAGCACAGAAGGGAGCUGGAAUUCUACUGCACAGUAGACAGUAGCCUAGUAUGCUCAACUAAAAAUGUGUGCUAAGUGGAAUUAAGAAUGUGUGUAAAAUAUAUAGAAUUAAUGUGUGUACAUGUAACACAAUUUCUAUUCUAGGGUUUUAAUUGUUAAUUUCUAAUUGCUUAUGCCUCAAAAGUAUAGAAAAUGGCUAUUAUUCCCCACAAACUUUGCUUUUUUGACCAGGAAACUACCCAGGAACAUUUUUUUUUCUUACACAGCGAUUAUGUAUAGUCUAGCGGUAUGUACAUAUGUGUGUGUGAUCUCAUUGUGUAGGGGUAUGCAUGUAUGAUUGUGUGUUAUGUUAGUGAUUAUGGGUUUGUUUGUGCUUUUAUUAUGCGGUGGAAUUAUUAUUGGCUCUCGUGG